CUCCGCCGUGUAACUAUUAUGUGCCAAGAGUCCCGCUUCACACUAGCCCCCCAGCGGGCUCUCCGCAGCUGCCAGCCCGAGGUAUUUACCUUCGAUGUGGAGAGGAAGCCUGUGGCCCCUCGCAGGAUCCCCGCAUCCAGUAGAUCCCGCCGGCCCCGCAGAGUGCUGUACCCUGCCCAGUCCCGACGCUACCUGCCGGUUCCCUCCCCGGACUGGGCCUUACGCUGCCUCUACCUGCUGUGCCUUGUCCUGCUGGUGCAAAUCUUCUGCGAGGAGGCAGUGGAGGACGGGAUUCCGGCGAGCCAGGGGCCAGUGCUCCCCACCAGCCAGAGCCUACUUCUGAUCGAUGCUCCGGGGCCCCUCCAGCUCCCACCUCUGCUGAACAUGACCUGCGCCCCCCUCCAGAUUACCCUCCGGUGGCUCUACCAGCAGCGCUGAGAACAGGGGCCCCAGGAUCUGUUCUCAACUGCCUGAUGCAUACUACAAGGGCCCGUGGCCAGGAACUGCCCCAACAGCCUGAUGCUGCAUACUACAGGGGCCCAUGGCCAGGAUCUGCCCCAACAGCCUGAUGCUGCACACUACUGGGGCCCAUGGCCAGGAUCUGCCCCUGAUGCUGCACACUACUGGGGCCCAUGGCCAGGAUCUGCCCCUGAUGCUGCACACCACAAGGGCCCAUGGCCAGGAUCUGCCUCAACAGCCUGAUGCUGCACACUACAGGGGCCCCCACAGGACUCUGCUGCUUCAU
This is a messenger RNA of Spea bombifrons (plains spadefoot toad), 745 nucleotides long. RefSeq names its product immediate early response 3 (gene IER3). NCBI's taxonomy places the organism in Eukaryota, Metazoa, Chordata, Amphibia, Anura, Pelobatidae. The record is from RefSeq and is a predicted model, not a curated record. The transcript has a single exon. Gene Ontology annotation, biological process: negative regulation of apoptotic process. Bases 19 to 438 code for a protein of 139 amino acids.